AUGGCACGAGGGCCGAUGGAUUUAUGGAACCAGUGGGCACCCCAGAUCCUAGUGCUCCUGAGCCUCACCCUGCAGGUCGUCCUCCACAUGUUCGCCGGGGUGCGCCGGCGUGAGGCCUCGCCCGUGGAGAGGUUCAUCCUCUGGCUGGCGUACCAGCUGGCCGACUCGACGGCGAUCUACGCCGUCGGCCAUCUUUCCCUGAGCAGCGCCGCCCGAAAUCACAAGCUGGUGGCGUUCUGGGCGCCGUUCCUGCUGCUGCACCUGGGUGGCCCAGACAGCAUCACUGCCUACUCCCUCGAGGACAACAAGCUCUGGAAGCGUCACCUCGUGACUCUCGUGGUGCAGGUUCUGGGAGCAGGCUACGUGCUGUACAAGAACAUCGCCGGCAAUGGGGUGCAGAUCACGGUGGCAGCCAUCCUGAUGUCCGUCGUGGGCACUGCCAAGUACGGCGAGAGGACAUUGGCGCUGUGGUCUGCCAACUUCAGCACGAUCCGGAACAUUCUCAGGAUUGUACCGCGUGACAAGCACCAGCAUUUCUACAUCGAAUCUGAGCUCCCUCGGCAGCCUGGUGGUGAUGAGUUCCUUCUGCAGCGAGCUCACUCCCUGCUCCAUGUCUGCAGCCGUGGGAUGGUUGAUUCGGUGAUGUUCAAUGAGUCCGAUGAUGCUGAUGACUCUGACGCCACAGCAAUCCGUGACCUUCUCGAGAAAGAGAAAGACCACAGCAGCAUGUGGAUGGUGAUGGAGAUGGAGCUCUCGCUCAUGUAUGACAUCCUGUACACCAAGGCAUUUGUGAUCCACACUUCCCACGGCUACAGCAUCCGUGUCGUGGCGCCGAUCGCCGUAGUUGCUUCACUGCUGCUGUUUCAUUUCGGUGGCAACGGUAGUAACAGCGGAGUUGAUGUGGCCAUCACAUAUGUCUUGCUCGCCGGCGCCCUCGUCCUCGAGACGAGGUCGCUGCUGACAUCACUCGGGUCAUCUUGGGCGCUCGUGUUCCUGUGCACCACGCGCUGGAGCUGGCUUCGACAUGUCGGUCUCUGCGGCGGAAGAUGGCAUCGGUUCCGGCGUGCAGUUCUCUCUCUCCGCCGGCCAGCCAGGGUUGUGAUGCCAACAAGUUCCAGGAGGUGGUCGGGCCGCAUAGGGCAGUACAACGUGCUGCACUCUUGCUAUCAUGAUGUCACAACCAUGGGAACAAGUCGUCAUAGUUUCAAACUGCUGAAAGAUUUGUCCAUUCUGGUCGGUUUGACAGACUGGAAGGACAUGAAGCAUUGCUCAUGGAAUAUCACAGUUCCUGGGAUGGUCAAGACAUCUCUGAAAGAAAUGCAUCACAGAUUUAAGCCAUACGAUCUGAAUACGAUGGGAUUGCUGAGGCAUACCUGGGGGAAGCUGGCAAUGUCUAAGAAGUGGGGCAAUAAGGCUCGCCAUGACCUGUACAAGAAGAUGGAGGACUACCGUGGACUCGACUUCCAUGAGAGCAUUCUCAUCUGGCACAUCGCCACCGACUUGGUCCUCACCGAAAAAGAACAAGAUGGGCCCAAAGUGGAGGCCAUCAGGGCGAUGUCCAACUACAUGAUGUUCCUCUUCGUGAAUUGCCCAGACAUGUUACCGGGUCUUCCACAGAACUGGUUGUACCAGAAGACCAAAAUCAACAUAGUCGAAGCAUGCAAAAAAUCAAUUGGCGUCACCAAGGAAUUGCAGCAUGUUGGACAGAAAUCCUCUUGGAUCGAGCAGUCAAAGCAUCUUGCCAGGAUCCUACUGAUCAGUAGUCAUGGAGAGGAAGCAGUCAAACCUGGCCCUAAAGUUCCUCGCCUCACGUAUGCACAAAAUGUUGCUCGUGAUUUAUCCAAAUGGGAUAAGGAAGACCCAGUUGAUGUGCUAUUUGAUUUAUGGAUAGAUUUCCUAAUGUACGCAGCAAACCGCUGCAACAGGGAAUCACAUGCCAAGAAGCUUAACAAAGGCGGUGAGUUUUUGACAAUCGUGUGGCUAAUGAUAGAACACUCGCAGCAGUUAGCAAAAGCAAUCAAGGAGUAAUGCAAUGAAUAAUGUUGAAGUUUAUAUUGCCUAUGACUAUCUGACUAGUUAAUGUUUUGUUCCAUGCUUUAUAAGGUCGUGGGAAAAAAUAUGGAGCAAUACUAUAUUUUCUGUGGUUAACUUAUAU
Messenger RNA from Oryza brachyantha (malo sina), 2155 nucleotides. RefSeq lists its product as uncharacterized. NCBI's taxonomy places the organism in Eukaryota, Viridiplantae, Streptophyta, Magnoliopsida, Poales, Poaceae. The transcript has a single exon. The record is from RefSeq and is a predicted model, not a curated record. Bases 1 to 2028 code for a protein of 675 amino acids.